Molecule: messenger RNA, 402 nt
Organism: Mycetomoellerius zeteki
Lineage: Eukaryota; Metazoa; Arthropoda; Insecta; Hymenoptera; Formicidae
Exons: 2
Source: RefSeq, a predicted model, not a curated record
AUGAACUAUAAAAUCAAAUUAUUUUAUCAAGGAUCCCUCAGUCCACAAGAAGCUAAGGCUCGAUGGAAAUAUCUGCGAGAUAAUUAUAUAAAAGCCCGUAAGAAGGUUCAAGCAUAUGUGCCUAGUGGAUCAGCAGCUGCUAAUACCAGUACUGAGAAGUCUAAGUUUCAAUAUUAUGAACUUAUGAGAUUCCUGAAUGAUUCAUUGCAGACACGACCGACAGUGAGUUCAUUAACAGAUGCCGAUGCUAAAAGUGGAGUAGUUACUUCAUUUAAUGUAGAAAACAAGCGACACAAAGAUGAUGCCGUAGCUGGACCUUCGACAACGCAUCAGAUUUCAGAUAUUAAUAAUUCUCCACAGACUUCCUCAUAUGUUUCUUCACGGACGCCGACACCCACAAAU